Odobenus rosmarus divergens (Pacific walrus) is the source of this 801-nucleotide messenger RNA. RefSeq lists its product as uncharacterized. Lineage: Eukaryota; Metazoa; Chordata; Mammalia; Carnivora; Odobenidae. The transcript is spliced from 4 exons. The record is from RefSeq and is a predicted model, not a curated record. The coding region runs from base 1 to 801 and encodes 266 amino acids.
AUGGAGAUACUUGGCCACCCCGUGAGAGCUGUUUCUGAAUGGUGUGAACAAGAGCCUGAUCUCGGGGGCCUGGGGGUCUGGGAAGUGCUGGUGGGAGCCUCCAGGUGGGCGGCCUCAGUGGCCCCCAGAACAUCCGGUCUGAGGCCGCCCUGGAAGGCCGUGCUCACGCCCGCCAUGCGCUAUGUUGGGCAGCAAGUGGGCCCCCCCCCACACAUCGCCAUCUGCCAGGAGGACCGCGCCGAGUGCCGGAGCCGCUGCUGCAUCCCCAGCAGCCUGAACCCGCAGACGUUCUGCACGCCCAAGACCAUCUUCCUACAGUGUGUGCCUUGGCGCAAGCCCAACGGGGCCUAUUGCACCCACCACAAGGAGUGCCGGAGCCAGUGCUGCAUCAAGCUCGACGAGGCCGGCCGCUACCGCUGCACCCGCUUGAGCGGGCUCCUGGCCCAGUGCCUGCCCUUGGUGAGCCCCUCAGCCAUGGGACGGAGGUGCCUCCGGCACGGAGGGGUCCUGGAUGUGACUGAGGUCCUGCAGCCGCUGAAUGUGGCUGUCUCCAAACCCAGUGGGCGUCCCGUUCCGGGAGAGGCUCACACCUGCUGUCUGGAGACUGGCCUCCAGGUCCGUUUCCGUGAGCAGGAAAGCGCGGACGAGGACUCAGGAAAGGAAAGAGUGACAGGGAAGAAAAGCUGCAAGGGGGAACCAGCAUGGACUUCGCAGAAGCUCACCUGGAUCUUGUGCCUGAGUUUGGCUGGGAGCUUGGCUCGUGGGUCCACGCUGCUCUUUCUGGGCUGUGAAAACCUGUGA